Arachis ipaensis is the source of this 2672-nucleotide messenger RNA. RefSeq names its product putative O-methyltransferase 3. Lineage: Eukaryota; Viridiplantae; Streptophyta; Magnoliopsida; Fabales; Fabaceae. The record is from RefSeq and is a predicted model, not a curated record. Gene Ontology annotation, molecular function: protein dimerization activity; O-methyltransferase activity.
AUGUCGACUCGCGAACGUGGUCGCGAGCGAGGCAGAGGUAGGACAGGCACCUUUACUCCUGCCCUCAUAGGGACUGAUCCAGUAGACUUUAUGGCUGCCCCUGGAAAUAUGGCUGCAGCUAUGCAGGCGACAGCCGAGGUAUUGGGUAAUCAGAUAAACCAGGGUAAUCAUGGGAACAAUAAUGAUGAGGACGGUCCUAUGACGCUUGCUACAUUUCUGAAAGUUCACCCUCCGACCUUCAGGGGAACCUCAAAUCCCACUGAUGAAGAUAAUUGGAUUCAGGUUAUGGAAAGGGUGUUACAGGCACAACAGGUUCCUGAAGAGCAAUGGGUUGAGUUUGGAACUUAUCAGUUGCAAGGUGAUGAUCAGAGUUUAGAGCAGAUUCCAGUUGUAUGUGAAUUUCCAAAUGUAUUUCCGGAUGAUAUUAAUGAAUUUCCACGUAACCGGGAAGUUGAAUUCGCAAUUGAGUUGACUGAAGAAGAGCAUGCUGAUCACUUGCAAACUGUGUUGCAAAUUUUGAGAGACAGAAAAGCGAACGUUGUGGCAGACGCCUUGAGUCAUAAAUCUUUAUAUGCAGCUUGGAUGAUGCUACGGGAAGAAGAAUUACUAAGGGCAUUUCAAGAUAUCGGAGACCUGGGACAGAGUAUUCUGAAGGAAGAUCAUAAGAGUAGAUUCUCAAUUCACCUGGGGAGUACUAAAAUGUAUCAAGAUCUGAAAGCGAUGUUCUGGUGGCCAGUAAUUGUAACCUUCUUGUGCUUGCCUUUAUCUGUUUAUUUGUCUGUGGAAAUGCAUGGUGGAGUUGGAGAGUAUGUCAGUUGCUCUUCCCUAGUGCAGGAUGUAGAUGACAUGCUUUGGGUAAAAGAAGCUCUGGAUCUAGAGCUACACUACCAACUGAAAAGGGCUCAAGAACGUAUGAAGAAACGAUCUAACCAGCAGAGGCGUGAAAAGUCAUUUACGGUUGGUGAUUGGAUUUUGCUAAAAUUGAAACCUUACCGCAAGGCUCAGUGGACCCUUAAUGUAACUAGAGUGUAUCCAUAUUCCAUACCACAAGAUAACAUAGCUGAAAGCCAAAAGAGUUGGGGAUUCCAAAGUGGAGAGCAAGCUAACAAUAUGCUUAAAGCUCAAUGCCACAUAUGGAAUCAUAUGUAUAGUUUUGUGAACACUGUUUCCCUUAAAUGUGCCGUUGACUUAGACAUAUUUGAAACCAUACACAAACAUGGAAAACCCAUGUCACUCUCACAACUCAUUGCUUCAUUGCAAAUUCACCCUUCAAAAACCACCUUCAUCCAUCGCUUGAUAAGAAUCUUGACACAUUCCGACUUCUUCGCAACGACAAAUGUGGCCGAUAACAAUAAUGAGAUCGAAAUUGGGUAUGUUCUAACUGAUUCGUCUAUGUUGUUACUUAAGGAACACCCCUUAAGUAUAAGGACUUUCUUUGUUAACUCGCUUGAUCCAAUUUUGACAAAUCCAUGGAACAAGUUGUCAACAUGGUACAAAAAUGAAGAUCCUACGCCGUUUGAAACAGAGCAUGGGAUAAUGGUAUGGGAGUAUGGUGGCCGUGAACCUAGGCUCAAUCAUUUGAUCAAUGAUGCCAUGGCAAGUGAUGCUAGAUUCAUUAGCGAAAUGGUGAUUGAGAAGUGCAAAGGUGUGUUUGAGGGAUUGGAAUCAUUGGUUGAUGUUGGUGGAGGCAAUGGAACUCUUGCAAAGGCCAUUGCCAAAUCAUUCCCACAGUUGGAGUGCACUGUGCUUGAUCAGCCACAUGUUGUUGCUGACUUGGAAGGAAGUGACAACCUUAAAUAUGUUGGAGGGAACAUGUUUGAGGCCAUUCCUCCUGCGGAUGCUGUUUUGAUGAAGGGGAUUUUGCAUGACUGGAAUGAUAAAGAAUGCAUUAACAUAUUGAAGAAAAGCAAUGAAGCAAUUCUGAGCAAAGGCAAAGAAGGGAAAUUGAUCAUUAUAGACAUGGUAGUUCAGGAAGAUGAGAAGGAAGAUCCUGAAUUAGUGGAAACGCAACUCUUCUUUGACUUGCUCAUGUUGGUUAUGGCUGCCGGAAAGGAGAGAAGUGAAAAAGAAUGGGCCAAGUUGUUCUUCUCUGCCGGAUUCAGUGACUAUAAGAUAAUUCCAGUUUUAGGUAUGAGGUCUGUUAUUGAGGUCUACCCAUAAUAACUCAUUUUUGAAAAGGAAAAAAUUGCAAAUGAUUUUUAUUAUAAACAUUGAUUUAUGUGUGAUUUUUAGACUCUCAAACCUUUGAAAUGUCAAAUUCAAUUAUUUAAAGUUUUCUCAAAUUAUAAAAUAAAGGCCUUUUUGUUUUUUUCCCUCAAAGUUUAUCCUUAAUUUCCAUUAAUAAAUGAUUUGUAAUAAAUAAAACACUAGAGAACGGGUAAUUUUCAAAAGAAGCAGUUAGAAGAAUUGUUCUUUUUAUACAUACCGUUUGACAGUUUCAACAUGUGAAAUUGUACAUUUAAAGAAAUAUAAUCCAAUUUGCACAUAAGACAAAGUUCAUGUGAAUCAUUUGUAACUUUUCCUUUUCAAAAAUGUUAGCAUGAACACUAGUUGGAAAAUAAUGAACGAGAUGGAACCAGGAUUCUGUUUACUAAUGGCUACAAACAGAUUUGAACUUUGUAAUAAUAAAGUUAUUCUUGUAUGAUUUACUAGUAUAAAAUUUAUAUUAAUGA